AUGACGGUUUGUCUGUAUGAGUGUCUCAAAGCAGUUGGGCUUCAGCAUCACUAUGAAAGAUUUACUUUGGUGGGUGUUUUCCGUGCAGCCCACCUUUCAGUUCUGCACAUGGCAGACUAUCCCCUCCUGGGAAUUCACUCUAUGGAGGAAAGGACCCGCCUUUUCCAUUUGGUCCAACUGGUCAAAACAUCUGACCUUAAAAAACUAGCAUAUGAUGAUGGUAAUGACCAUAAUGUUGUCAGAAGAAGUUCGGAUCAUUCCAAAAGUUCAGAAGGAGACUGGAAUGCGGAUUGGGAUGAUGAUGGAGUUACUAUUUGUGGUCCAGUUGUACCCAGUUUUGCUGGACCACAAUGCGUUCGAAGAUGUCUCAACUUCAAUGAUGAAACCACUGAUGAUCAUCAGAGGCUACGUACUCUACCUUUGGGCACUGGUCAUUUUUAUGAAAGUCAUACCAGAAAUGAAAACCCAGUCAAAGAAAAAAGAUCCACUACUCAGGUGCAGCUGUCAGGUCACAGCAGAAAUGCGGAUACUGGUGUAUAUGGUGGCAGAGACAGCAACAGCUAUGAGAUAGAUGUGCAUAAAACUUAUAGUUUGUAUGAUUUUCAUGUCGGACAAAAUAACAAGAUCGACAUCAGAGGAAAAAAUAGCACAUCCACCUUUUAUACUGCAUUGUCACCACACUGUGAGACAUUCUGUCCAGGAACAGUCACAUCAAAAACAUUUAACAAAAAAUCAUUUGGACAAAAGGACACAAGAAGAAAGUUCACGAAGAAAAUCUGCUCCACUGGCAUUGAUAAACCCACACCUGUUUAUGAAGCAAAAAGAACAGCUGGCUACAACUAUGGACUGCCCUUAAGUUCUUCUCAUGCUCCAAACAAAAGAAAGGUGGGCUUUAAACGGAUUAGCGUUUGUGUCAGGAAAAGGCCUCUGACACAUGCAGAAAGCAGAAGAGGAGAGAAGGAUGUAGUGAUGGCUUCAGGUGAACGAUGUGUGAUUGUUCACGAAAACAAAGAGGCUGUGGACCUCAACCAGUACAUACUACAGCACAAGUUUUACUAUGAUCAGGUUUUUGCAGAGCAGAGCUCUAAUGAAGAGGUGUAUCAAAAAACAGCAUAUCCUCUGGUGCAACAUAUGCUUAGUGGAGGUGAGGCCACCUGCUUUGCAUAUGGACAGACAGGUGCAGGAAAGACGCACACAAUGUUGGGUUCAUCUCCUGAAAGACCUGGGCUGUAUGGCCUGGCAGUGCGGGACAUAUUUGCUCACCUGUCCACCACACACAGACACCCACCACUGCUGGUUUAUGUCAGUUUCUUUGAGAUCUACUGUGGUCAUCUUUAUGACCUGUUGGACCACAGGAAGAGGUUAUUUGCUAGAGAGGAUGGACAGAAAGUGGUUCACAUUUCAGGUCUGCGUCAUGUCAGAGUGGACUCCAUCGGCUUGCUGCUGGAGGUGAUAUCAAAGGGUACAGCAGAACGGACACAGGGGAUGAGUUGCGUGAAUCCAGUCUCCUCCCGUUCCCACGCCUUGCUUCAGAUUCAGCUUCGAGACCCUAACCAGCAGAUAGCUGGAAGAAUGUGGUUUGUGGACCUGGCAGGAAGUGAAAGGGCAUCAGAUGCGAAAAAUCCAAACAGGCACAGUCGCAUGGAGGCAGCUGAGAUCAACCGGAGCCUGUUGGCUCUUAAAGAAUGCAUUCGUUCUCUUGAUAAAGAGGAGUCCCACACACCUUUCCGACAAAGCAAACUUACUCAGGUUUUGAAAGACUCAUUUCUUGGUGACUCAAUGACAUGCAUGAUUGCCAACAUCUCUCCUGGUCACCCCGCGACUGAACACACUCUUAACACAUUGAGAUAUGCAGAUCGAGUGAAGGAGCUGAGGGCAAAAGGACCACCAAAAGGUAGAAGAGGAGGCAAUAAUAGUGCUUCCCUCAGUGUUCGUGCGUCCAACAGCAGCAAUAAUAGUAGCAAUGUUGGCACCCCUGAAAAGCCAAAGUUAAGGAUGCAAAUUCAGGCUUUUGAACCUAGUACACCUACAACAGGUUUACACAGAAGGAGAACAUUUCUAUGUUCAACACCCAAGGACAGCGUAAGUGAGGAGGAAACACAGGCACGGGGCAGAGGACUAACAGGAUGUGAACAUCUAACACUGCCGAGGGGUUGGGCAGAAAUAAGUGACAGUAGUUGUGAGAGAAAAGCAGAAGAUGAAAGAGUGGCAGGGAAAAAUAUAAGUGAAAGGCACGGAAAGACUCAGCGUCCCUGUGUCAGAGAGAAAACUACCAGGGCAGUGACAGUGUUGGGACAACUAACUGAUGCCUUGCACAUAGGGGGAAAAAAACUUGGGAGUCAUUUCGCUUUUGCUGAGAGGGAAACAGGAUUCAACCACAACGAAAAGGAAAACUGGCAGUGCUCAUUAGAAAAAAGAAGAGGAGAAAAAGCAUCAUGGAUUCAGCCAAGGCACGAAACUGAAAGAAAUGGGGGCAGAAAUAAGGCCGUAAAGAAACCAAAAGGAGGUGAUGAUAAAGAAAGGAGAAGGCAUCUUAGACACUAUCAUCAGCAGCUCCAGCAGUUUAUACCCGUAUCAGCAUCUUCAUCUGUCCUUCCCCACUCAUCUUUUACAAACCCAUCUAUCUCUUCUUCCAGUCAGGCUUCUAUAGCCACCAUUCAGCACUCCUGUCAACAUUCACUCUCGACCCACUUGUUUCAUAGUUUGGGAGAUAUUUCUGAUGCACAUAAUAAUAAGGUUAUGACGGUUGAUUGUAACAGAGAGCAGAUGUAUUUUCCAGGUGGUGAGAAACACAUGCAAACUAAAACAACAAAGAUGGAGACUGACGAAAGGACGGCGACUUCCACUUCAACUGUUGUAAAGUCACAACUGUCUGUCAACAGUUAUUCAGAGGGGCAAAUACAAAUGUGCGCAGAGGGACUGGAUGCCUUAAAUUUCCAAGACAAUGGAAUGACAAGCAUGCCUCAAAGAGAAGAAGUUGACUGCUGUAGUUUAGAUUCUUCCCACCGUGGUAAUAAUAGCCACAACAAUUUUAGAUCGCAUCAUCAGCGAGCUCCUGCAGAAAGGCCACUUUCUCCAUCCUCUGAAUAUACCAACACACUCCUGACCCCAAAGGCAAGUCAUACUUCUCUUGAAUUAAAGUAUUCUGGAUGCAAUACCAAAAUUCUUCCUUUAUCUUUGAAAAAGCCUCCGGAGACAGUGUCUUCAGAAAACCGUAGAGAAAACAUGCUACGCUUUUCGACCAAUCCAUUAACUGCUUUACCUGUUGAGCCCCUUAAUGAUCAACAAGAAGAUUCUGUUUACACGCAGACACAAAAACCCCCAGAUAUUCAUGUCAAAAGAUCUGUGCUACCUCAACGUGAGACGUCCUCGGACCCUGUUGACUACAACAUGGACCCGCUCAGCAUUUCUAUGCUUCAAGUGGACCAACAGCCAGCUACAGCUUCAUUUCUCCAAGGGAACAACAGUGACAACUCACACUUUGGAGUUAAAAUUUCUGGGGGAGAUGAUAACCAAGGGGAGACUAGAAAAGAGCAUCACUCAUGUGAGAAGACAGUGAAGGAAUUUGUGGGAAAUGAUGAUGAAGAAUUAUGCCUGUCUUCAUUUGAAAUGCCACAAAGAGGGACCUCUUACUCCACAGCCAGUGACACUGAGCAACAAAUGUUUAUUAAAGGCAAAUUCUGUAGAAAAGGUGACAACAAACCUCCUCUCUCUGGGGUUAAGUUGACUUCCAACCAAGAUCCAGAGAGCAACCAGAAAAAACAUGGAACACCACCUCUUGACAACAAAAAUAAUCCUUAUCCACAAAAUACCCAUAUACACCCUUCAGUGCACUGUCAAGUCUCUUCACCCUCUCUCCUGCACUUAAAGAACUCUGGUUCUCCUACUUUAUUCAGUAUACCUCAGUAUGCCAAUAAGAAAGGAAUAAAACCUCCAUCCUUUAUAACAACAAAACAAUCAGAAUGUUCCUCUGGUCACUUGAAUGAAACACUUUCGAACUAUUCCAGCGACUCAAACAUUUCACCAAUGUCGAAGGAUUCUGCAGUGAUAGAUUGUCAAGGAAGAUGUAACAAUCAGGAAAUUAUUCCGGUUGGCCAUCUGUUUUCCCAGUGUGACUUGGACCAUGCCAAGUGUUUUAUAACUGAGGCCUACUUGGAGCAGCUAAAGGAGAUGGAAGCUUUAUGCCACAAAGAGGGAAGGCUUCUUUGCCAUCAGCAUGACAUGGCAUUUGAAGAAUAUGUCCACAAACUGGCGGAGAUCAUGGAAAGAAAAGCAAGUUGUGUGCAAAGCAUGAAAGCUCAACUGCAACCGUAUCUGAAGCCUCGUCACCCCAUGAACACACUGCAAAGACAAAAUAAUGGCCAUGACUCUAUA
Menidia menidia (Atlantic silverside) is the source of this 4374-nucleotide messenger RNA. The record is from the annotation of a GenBank genome assembly. NCBI's taxonomy places the organism in Eukaryota, Metazoa, Chordata, Actinopteri, Atheriniformes, Atherinopsidae.